CAUCUCAAUGGAAGAGCACCCAAAACCCUACUAUACUGGUUCUGAAAUGAAACCGGAUAAGUCAACUAAAGUUAGAAGGAAUCAAAUACAAAAGGUUCCUUCAUUCCUGAGUGAUGAGAAUAAGGAAAGCGGUGACUAUGAUCCUAAAGUGGUUUCACUUGGGCCUUACCACCACGGAAAGGAGAAGCUCAAAUUUGUUCAGGAUUUCAAGCCCAUGGCACUAGACAUGUUCAUUGAAGGGAGUAAUCAAGACAAAGCUUUCUUCCUCGGGGAAAUUCUAAAGGAAAUUGAAUAUGCUAAAAGUUGUUACCUCGAAGAAUUCACGUGUAUCUAUGAUGACUUUUAUUUUGCUGAAAUGAUGCUCCUUGACGCAUGCUUCAUUCUAAAUAUUAUAGGACCAUGGGAACAGACAUUUAAACGGAGCGAGACAAUUGAGCAUCUUGGUACUGCAGUUUAUACCCUAAGUAAACGUGAUUUAUAUUUGCUUGAAAAUCAGGUACCGUUCAGAAUUCUCAUGAUCUUGGCUAAAUCUAGACAUCCUGUAGAUGAAAAAGGAUUUAUAAAGACGGCGGAAAGCUCUUGUUUUAACAUACUCUUCGAUGAGGACAUAAGAUCAUUGAAAGAUAAUAAACAGGGGACAACUGAUAUCCCCCUUCACCUUCUUGAAAUUUUCCGAAGAGCAAUCGUCACUGGCACCGGGGAAGUCCAACAACCACGUGCACGUCCUUGUGAUUCUUUCUGUGAGAUUUUCAACAAGUUGGGAUUAUGUCUUGAAUAUUGGUGCUGUAGACAAGAUCAAACGUCAACUCGUGGCCGCGGGGGGUAUGUGUUUCAUUCAGUGACGGAUCUGAAACUAAAGGGCAUUCAUUUCAGGCCUAGCGAGAUUGCGUCUUUAAAUGGCGUAAGGUUUAGCCCCGCUGAAUUCUGUCACUCUGCAACGCUCAAACUCCCAUGUUGGUAUGUUUCUCCCUACACCAGAUCAUUUUUCAUGAACAUGAUUGCUUAUGAGUUCUGUCCCAAUGUUUUUACCGAUAAAGCUGUGACUGCUUACGUGAAUUUCAUGAAAUCACUUAUUGUUUCACAAGAGGAUGUCAAAGAGCUGCGAGAAAAGAAAAUUUUAAUGAACAGCUUAGGGAGUGACGAACAAGUGGUAGAAGUCUAUAAAUCUUUGAAUACUUAUGGCACAGAAGAUGAAUCUUUUUUCUACAAGGAGAAAAGGAAUAUCGAGGAUCACUAUAACAACAAAACCAGGACUUGGUUGUCUGAAUUGAAAAAUACAUAUUUUAACAGUCCCUGGUCUAUAAUUGCUUUGGUUGGUUCUAUUUACCUCCUUUGUUCAGAUAUUGUCCAGACCUACUGUGCAGUCCACCCUUCAAAAGGAGGAUCUUGAUUUCAAUUCUUUUAAUUGUCGAUUUAUUUGUCCUCCUUCCAUACAAUCCUGUAUUGUGUGUUGUACCUUUUUCCAUUUGCUUGCAAACAAUAAUAAGAUUCAAAUUUUCCGAGCUCA
Molecule: messenger RNA, 1507 nt
Organism: Nicotiana attenuata
Lineage: Eukaryota; Viridiplantae; Streptophyta; Magnoliopsida; Solanales; Solanaceae
Product: UPF0481 protein At3g47200-like
Exons: 2
Coding region: 8-1390 (460 amino acids)
Source: RefSeq, a predicted model, not a curated record